Molecule: messenger RNA, 2251 nt
Organism: Melitaea cinxia (Glanville fritillary)
Lineage: Eukaryota; Metazoa; Arthropoda; Insecta; Lepidoptera; Nymphalidae
Gene: E2f1
Product: transcription factor E2F2
Exons: 10
Coding region: 306-1754 (482 amino acids)
Biological process (GO): regulation of transcription by RNA polymerase II
Cellular component (GO): RNA polymerase II transcription regulator complex
Molecular function (GO): protein dimerization activity; RNA polymerase II cis-regulatory region sequence-specific DNA binding; DNA-binding transcription factor activity, RNA polymerase II-specific
Source: RefSeq, a predicted model, not a curated record
UCUGAAAAGCUUCCUGUCGUCGUUACAUUGCUCUGCAUUUUUAUCUAGAUGUAAAAUGUGGACUAGGAUUAUUAUAUUAUUUUAUGUUAUGAGUGAAGUAUUUAGUGCAUAAUUUAAUAUGUGUUUAGUAGAUUGUGUCGUUUAAUUGAAAGUUAUCGAGCGUCUCGAUGUCCACGAGUUCACUCGAGACCAACAAAGCGGCGGACAUUUUAUUUUGAGUACUCGAUAAUGUAGCGUUUGCGUCGAAAACAUUAAAUGUCGUUUUAUGGUUCUGUAUUCGGAUAUCGUUCGCUUACACCUUUCCGAUGCCGAGGGGGGUGAAGCGAGGGCCGGUGGAGGGCGAAGCUGAGGUGGUGGUACGCGUCGGAGCAUCUCCGUCGCAAACCACACUCUUGGAUGACAGCCCUAGCCAGCCUAUCAGCUAUCACUUGCUCGACCAUGGCUAUGGGGCCACACCUCAACACCAGAUUCGGCGGGAGGCGCCCACCGCACCGCCGAAGACUUCAGAAGCGGUGAAAAGAAGACUGAACCUGAGCGAAAGCAGCUCGGGUAGCCAGGGCCACGUGGUGCCGAUGAAGGGUGACUUCAAGACGCCCAAACAGAAGCGCGUCAAAGUCCUAACUCCCUAUAGCCGCCCGUCCAGUUCUAUGAAAAAAUACACCGAACGUUCCAGGUUUGACACAUCAUUAGGUUUAUUAACAAAAAAAUUCGUAGCGUUACUUAAAUCGUCACCAAAUGGUGUACUCGAUCUAAACAUAGCAGCGGAGCACCUAUCAGUUCAAAAGCGACGCAUCUAUGACAUCACAAACGUAUUAGAGGGUAUAGGAAUAUUAGAGAAGAGAUCGAAAAACAAUAUACAAUGGAAGUGCGGUGUGGCGGGGGCCGGCGGCGCGGGGUCGGAGGCGCGCGCGCGGCGGCUGCGGCGCGAGGUGCGCGCGCUGGGCGGGCGCGAGGCGCGGGUGUCGCGCGCGGUGGGCGCCGCCGAGCUGGCGCUGCAGCGCCUGUCCGCCGAGCACGGCGCGCGCGCCUACAUCACGUACGCCGACCUGCGCUCCAUCCGAGACUUCCGCAACCAGACCGUCAUACCGAUCAAGGCGCCGCCCGACACGAGGCUCAGUGUACCACAUCCAGAUGAGAAAGGUUACAUGAUACAUUUGAAAUCUAUGUCUGGAGAAAUAGAAGUCUACCUCUGUCCUAAAGAAAGACCACCGACACCUCCUCCCUGGUUAUUGCCAUCGGACCCCUUACUAGAAGACAAUAAGGCUCUGUUGGCUCCACUCAUAGCACAAUUACAGUCCAUGCCCUCCAGUUCCAUCACUGCUACCUUUACGACGCCGAUAAAACGCGAGCCGUCGUCGCCGUCGUCGCUCUGGUCGCGCAGCCUGGUGGUACGGUCGCCGUGCGUCACGGACCCCACGCUGCCACUGGCCACGCCCCCGCCGGCCACGCCCCCGCAGCGCCCCGCCCCCACGCCGUCAGUGGCCACGCCCUCCACACCCGCCUCGCCACUGCUGGCCACGCCCGACAAUGGUAGUGCUCGUGGAAGGCUCCGGAACGCUCUCAUUGCUGAUAGUGACGACUUCGCUCCCAUCAUGGGCGGCGGUCGCUUCCAGCUUCAGACAGAGGAUCAGGAGUCAGAGUCGUUGGAGCUGGAGCCGUUCCUGGCUCUGGAGCCGCCGAUGUCCGCCAACGACUACGGUUUCUGUCUCGACCACGACGAGGGCCUGUCGGAACUUUUCGACUUCGAGUUCUAGUGACGUGAGCGUGCUCCACGGCUGCGGCCGGGUGUGAGUGCGACCGUGCGGGUUCGUCGAGGGCGAGUGCAACAAGGGAGAUUUCGUCGCGGGCAAGGACUACGAGGGGGAUUUCGACAAGGCCGAGUGCAACAAGGGAGAUUUCGUCGCGGCAAGGACUACGAGUGGGCUUUCGACGAGGCCGAGGACUACGACGGGGAUUUCGUCGCGGGCGAGGACUUUGAGGGAGAUCUCGACGAAUUCUUCGUGGACGAGUUUGACCCGCUCUUGCGUGCCCUCAGUGAUGUGCGUGUUGUGACGUUAGUGGUGCCACGACUAAGUACAGUUUACGAGUAUCUACAGCCGAGCUGGAGUGUUACACUGUUGGUCGAUAAUAAACUAUGCACAAAUGAGUCGCGAGGAGUACGCUUAAUUGUACAUUGUAAAGAAUGAUUUUUUUAUAUCGGCCGUGAAUGCUUUGUGUAUGCGCAAUAUAUAACAUCGAAUCUACAAUAGAA